Messenger RNA from Myripristis murdjan (pinecone soldierfish), 5248 nucleotides. Its product is annotated as capping protein, Arp2/3 and myosin-I linker protein 3-like. The record is from RefSeq and is a predicted model, not a curated record. NCBI's taxonomy places the organism in Eukaryota, Metazoa, Chordata, Actinopteri, Holocentriformes, Holocentridae. Bases 11 to 4645 code for a protein of 1544 amino acids. Gene Ontology annotation, cellular component: plasma membrane; lamellipodium. Gene Ontology annotation, biological process: regulation of Arp2/3 complex-mediated actin nucleation; cell migration. Gene Ontology annotation, molecular function: protein binding. The transcript has 40 exons.
CCGAGCAGACAUGGCUUCUAAAGAGAUCACUGCCUCUUCUUUCGUCAGUGUAAGCAAGGAUAUUACAGAAAGCAUCAGGAAGAUUAUUGAUAAGUCAUCAAUCAAGUUUGUCCGUGGAGUUAAGCUUGACACCAAAAGUGGCAAAACAGAGGACAGAAUUUUGGUCCUCACAACAUGGCGACUCUAUUUUCUCAUACCAAAGGUUCCAGCUAAGGUAGAAACCACAUUCAACUUUUUGGAGAUUCGAGCCUUGAAUUCCCACCCAGAUCACCAGGUUAUCAUCGACACCGACAAGUCCACCUACUCCCUGAGGUUUCAGUCACGUGAACACCUCAAUCAUGUGAUCAGCCAUGUUAAUUUCGCCCUGUCUCGGAUAUUCAACAAUUCUGUUUUUGCCCCCUCCAUCUGUCACUCAGACAGUGACCUUUCAGAGGGCAGCAGGAAGUAUUCCCCCAGCUCCGAGACCUCUGUGGAAACCCAGAGGGCAUGCGGAGGCUUCUCAGAGACCUACGCUGCUCUGUGUGACUAUAAUGGUAUCAGCUGCAAGGAAGAAGUGCAGUGGGAUGUGGACACCAUCUAUCACUCCCAGGACAACCGGGAGUUUAAUCUGCUGGACUUCAGCCACCUGGAGAGCAGGGAUUUGGCUGUGAUUGUUGCAUCAAUGGCAUACAACACUUGGUUCACUAAGUUAUACUGCAAAGACCUGCGCAUAGGGUCAGAGGUCACAGAGCAGGUCCUGCACACACUUAGUAAAUCUUCCAGCCUGGAGGAGAUCACUCUGGAGAACGCUGGGCUAAAAUCAGACUUCCCACAGAAGAUGUCAGUCGCUCUUUCAGAGAAUCCUGCCUCCGUCAUCCACUCGCUCAACUUGGCCCACAACCCACUGGACAACCAAGGUGUGUCCAACCUCAUCCAGCAAGUGUGUCGCCUCAGCAAAGGACUUCGCCUCCUCAACCUCUCCAAGACGUCACUCUCCUCCAAAGGAGUGGUGUCUCUCUCUCAGGCGCUGUGCUCCAGUGACGAGUACUCCAACUCUCUGCUACACCUGGACCUGAGCAAGAACCCAGGGGUGCUCUCUGGGGAGGACGCCUCGAACUUGUAUCUGUUCUUAUCUCAGCCCAACUGCCUGGUCCAUUUGGAUCUGUCUGGCACAGAUUGCUCUGUGGACUCAUUAUUUGGGGCUCUUCUGAGGGGGUGUUGUGCUGAUCUCUCCUUUCUGAAUCUUUCCAAAAAUUCCUUCUCGCACAGAAAGGUGAAGGACACGCUGCCGUUGUUCCGGCAGUUCUUCAGCUCAGCCUUCAGCCUCACCCAUGUCAGCCUGGCCUCUAUGAAACUACCCCCUGAUGUUCUGAGGGCUGUUCUAAUGGGAUUAACCUCGAAUCCUCAUAUUAAUGACCUACACCUGGACAUCAGUGGGUGCGAGCUCAGGUCUGCAGGAGCUGCUGUAAUCCAGGAGCUCUUCCCCAGAGUCUCCUCUAUUGGCACUCUCGAUAUCUCAGACAAUGGUCUCGAUGCAGACCUGCUGUCAGUACUACCAGCCCUCUCUAGACACCCCUCCCUCAAACACCUUCAUCUGGGCAAGAACUUCAACAUCAAAAACAGGGUUCUGGACGAGGUCCUGCAGAAGCUGGUUCAACUCAUACAGGAGGAGGAAUGCGUUCUGCAGUCCCUGUCCUUGAGCGACUCACGACUCCGCUCUCGGGGUACGGUGCUGGUCAAUGCUCUGGGCAGCAACACCUGCCUCCGAAAAGUUGACCUGAGUGGGAACAACAUGGACGACAUCGGAGCCAAGAUGCUGAGUAAAGCUCUGCAAAUCAAUACCACGCUCAGGAGUGUGACAUGGGAUCGCAACAACACCUCCGCAACAGGAUUUCUUGAUGUGGCCCGUGCACUUGAACAUAAUUUCACCUUGCAGUACAUGCCCCUUCCCCUCAGUGACAUCAGCCAGGCAUAUCGCAGCGCCCCCGAGAGGACAGAGCAGGCACUGACCAAGAUCCAGCGCUCUCUGCUGAGGAACAAUCAGACGCAGCGUUUCUCUCAGAGACAAGCUCUGCGGCUGCACCAGGGCCUGGUCACCAGCACUGCCGAACAGGUGAUGGAGCGCCUGUGUGUGCGUGUCCAGCAGCAGGUGUGUAUGCUGCGAGGUGUCGGAGAGAUGGAGGAGAUUCACGCCGCUAAACAAGUGCUAAAAGAGGCCAGGAACUCUCGUGCACUCUACCCUUCACUGUGUGAGUUGGCUCAUGUUCUGUCUGUGGACGGGCCAGUCAGACAGAGAUUGGAUUCUCUAGCUGGGGAACUUGCCAAAGCUGCAGAUAAGGAGCUACAGGUCAUCGUUGACUCCAUGGUGUCUCUCUGUCGUGAGCUGUGCCCCCUGUCCUCCUCUGCCGCAGAGAGAUUGAGUCCUCCCCUCUCGUCCGUCUCAGAGCGAGUGUCCAUUCCCCGCUCUGCUAUCCGCACAGCCCUGAUGGAAAGAGCGGCGCAGGACAUUCACCGAGCCUUGGAAGAGGUGAAACUGUCGGUGGUCUCCUAUCUCACCAACUCCAUCGUGGACCAAAUCCUGCAGGAGCUCUAUGCCACCCACAAAACCCUUACCCGGCAGGUGUCUCAGGUGAAGCUUUGGGACGGGACAUGUGAAGGUGAAUCAGGCUGGAGGUCUCACAGACACAGAGACUCUCUGGACAUCACUGACGAGGAGCUGGCCACCAGCAUAGACACAAUAGCCAUUAAGAAGCACAGCUCCAGAACGAGACGAAUACGACCUGUCUCCACCAGGCUGAGUCUGUGUGAUGACUCCAGCUCCUCUCCGCCCCCCUCUGUGCCGUCAUUCUCUUCACCGCUCUCCCGCUCUGCAUCAUGGGAGGGUCUGUCAGAGUUGCCUACGCAGGGCGUACCUCUCCACCAUGUGACCCGCGUUCGGCCAAAGCCUCCGCGGAGGCACAGAGGAGCGCAUGUCCCUGCUGACACACAUUGCAGUGAAAAUGGAGGGAUAAGUCCUCUUGAUGAUGGACUCCCAGAUUUCUACACCAAAAGAGUCCUCCCUGACAGUCAGCUGUCGUCUCUGCACAAAGCCCAUUCUCUGAGGAGGAAGAAGAGACGCAACAUGCUGGCCAUCUUUGGUUUCCGUAAAAACCGCAACCCGACUCAGUCCAACCAGGGGCCGGAGUCUGGAGGAGGAGAGGUGUACGGGGAAGAGUGUCACACUGUGGCCACGGCACCCACAGGGACGGCCACAGAGAAUGUAUACACACUCCUGCAGCCGCCGAGGUCUGCUGCCAGAGCUGGAUCACCUGGAGAGGGGGCUGAUGGGAAAGUGAAUGAUCAGCAGGGGAAAAACGCCCUUGUUUUGAGCCCACCACCAGUGCAGGGCAUACCACAUCCAGGCAUGGGGGGAAGCAAACACCCCUUUUUCUCUCCCAAGGAGAAACCUGAAGUGGAAACGGUAAUCGAACAACCAGUAGACACAGAGAAGGAGAGACACUGGGCCGAUGACAAACAGAGGACAGAAGUGCAGCACACAGACAAGCCUUGGAUGGAGGGGAGGCUGACUGAUCGGCAUCCUGAGAAACAUGUAGAGAGACAAUCUAACCAGCUGUGGCUAGAUGACAGGUUACCGGAGAGAACCUGCGGCGAGGCCAGAACAACAGACAAACAGACAGACAGGUACUGGACCGAGAGCAGACACGCAGACAGACUCAUGGAAAAGCAAUGGACAGUUGACAGACACACCCAGAGGCAGAUCGACAGGAAAAUGGAGAGGCAGUGGACCAUCGGAAGGCAAAUCGACAGGUCAUGGUCAGAGAACAGGCCGACAGACAUACAGGUCGACAACCAGUGGCUGGAAAGCAGACAUCCGGGCAGAAAGACAGACAGACAAGUCCAGGCUCUGCAUCUGGCGCAAAGGCCCCUGCCUCCCUACCCGUCAGACAGGACUCCAUCGCCAAAGCAGGAAACUGAUCCUGCAAAAAACACAGAGGCGGCCGCAUCCGACUGGCAUCAGUGUCAGCAGGACGCGCAAGGAGAGAGACACGUGUGUGCCGAUACCGUUGCCGUGCAUACGGAGGGGCGGAGAGGUGGAGGAGGGGUGUCCUCUGGUCGAGCUCCUCCCUGUGCCUCUAAACCCGACCCUCCUCCACAAAACAGUAAGCCCAACCUGUCCCGGCUGAGACAGAGGCAUCGACAAGAGAGCUCAGGUGCAGAGGAGGAGGGAGAUACAGAGAAGGAGCCUGGGAAAAUAGAAAAGAAAGAGAGAGAAAGAGGGAGAGAUUCAGAGGGUCAGCCGCCUCCUAUUCCAGAAAAGCCAAAGACGUCCUCGUAUGUGACUUUUUCAAAAGAAUCAGCCAAUGAGAGGAACUUACCUCCUCCUCCUGUGCCACCUCCUGUCAGCAGGCCUGUGCAUGGGCUGCCAGACCGAGCUGCAAGUCAAGGUGAUGAGGGAAUGAGAGCUCAGGCGCCGGUGAAGCCACAGAGGAACAGGAAGGCGAUGUCUUGUGACGCAGGCACUGACAGAGAUAGCCCAAAUAACCUCGAGAAGCCCCCAAAUCGCAAACCCCCCGUGAAAAAACCUAGACUACCCCAAAACAGAAAUAAAUCACUGGACUUGUCUGACACCAUCAACUCAGCACCUGGUCACAGCGAGCUGUUGUGAUGCCUGGGAAAUUUCACCUGCCGCUGUCCAGCCGGAGUGUUGUCAUGACAACUGUGGAGCAUUUCAUCAAAUGUGGAAACGAAGAAAACGUAUGAGGGGGAACCAGAAAAUAAAUGUCUAACGGUGCAAUAUGACAGAUAUCAUAAAGUAUCUCUUGCCUAUGUUGGAGCGCUCACUCCUUAAUGUGUUGUUCACCUCCUCUCCUUCGACUCUCACUGUGUUUCUGUCUUUGCUUUCCUCUCACAUGAAAACAAAAACCUGCUGAACUCUUUUGUGACUACAGUAUUUGAAUGGUAUUUGCUACUUUAGAAAACCCAAAAUGAUCAUUGUCUGAUUCUUGCCACUUUUGUGCUGUAGUGCCGACAGGCGGGGCCACCUGCUUGAGGGUCGUGGCUGUGCUAGACAGGAGAAAAAAUGUCUUUAUUAGAAUGUUAUUUCUAAAUUUGCAAUGCAUUUUUGACUGCUGAUACAGUUGAUUGCCUUGGUUGACACUUGAAAAUGAGUUGCUUCUUAUCAAAUGAAACUUGAUAAUUUAUAUCUAGUUUUGCUUUCAGGAACUGAAAGGUAAUAUAUUUUAUAACAAAAAAAAAUUAAAUAAGAUAU